AUGUGCAAGUUGAAAGUGAUGACAGUAGUGGAGGCUGUGGGUGUCCGAACUCUGAGGAGGAUCCUGGAUGAACCUGUUCAGAUCUUGCCAAGAGGUGGAACCUCGGCCAAGACGCAGAUUUUCGUGAAGACCCAUACAGGGAAAACCAUCACACUUGAUAUUGAACCCUCAGACACUAUAGAAAGUGUAAAGGCCAAGAUCCAGGAUAAGGAAGGAAUUCCUCCUGAUCAGCAGAGGCUGAUCUUUGCUGGUAAGCAGCUGGAAGAUGGCCGUACUUUGUCUGACUACAAUAUUCAAAAGGAGUCCACCCUCCAUCUUGUGUUGAGACUUCGUGGUGGUGCUAAGGAAAGGAAGAAGAAGUCUCACACCACUCCCAAGAAGAAAAAGCAUAAGAGGAAGAAGGUUAAGUUGGCUGUACUAAAGUACUAUAAGGUGGAUGAAAAUGGCAAAAUUAGCCGUCUUCGUCGAGAGUGUCCUUCUGAUGAGUGUGGUGCUGGAGUUUUCAUGGCUAGCCACUUGGACACACAUUACUGUGGCAAGUGUUGUCUGACUUACUGCUUCAACAAACCAGAAGACAAGUAGUUGUGUAUGAAUAAAUAAAAAGACAGGAACUGAA
Messenger RNA from Peromyscus californicus insignis, 616 nucleotides. RefSeq names its product ubiquitin-40S ribosomal protein S27a-like. Gene Ontology annotation, biological process: modification-dependent protein catabolic process; translation; protein ubiquitination. Lineage: Eukaryota; Metazoa; Chordata; Mammalia; Rodentia; Cricetidae. Gene Ontology annotation, cellular component: cytoplasm; nucleus; ribosome. The record is from RefSeq and is a predicted model, not a curated record. Gene Ontology annotation, molecular function: protein tag activity; structural constituent of ribosome; ubiquitin protein ligase binding. Bases 1 to 582 code for a protein of 193 amino acids. The transcript has 2 exons.